This is a messenger RNA of Histoplasma mississippiense, 747 nucleotides long. RefSeq names its product allergen Asp f 4. The coding region runs from base 1 to 747 and encodes 248 amino acids. The transcript has a single exon. The record is from RefSeq and is a predicted model, not a curated record. Gene Ontology annotation, cellular component: extracellular region. NCBI's taxonomy places the organism in Eukaryota, Fungi, Ascomycota, Eurotiomycetes, Onygenales, Ajellomycetaceae. Gene Ontology annotation, molecular function: IgE binding.
AUGCAACUAAAAGCCUCCCUCGCUCUCCUCGGAGUUCUUGCUGCCCUUGGUCUGGCCCAGCCCCAUGGCCAUCACCACCAUCACGUCUCCAAGCGCGGUGACUGGACAGCCGUGCUGUCCGACGUCUUCACCACCACGGGCUUCGGUGGCCGCAGUACUGCUGGAACGGGCAGCAUCGACACUUACUCAGGCAACGUCGGCAACCCCUGGGGCAGCAACAUCAUCGAAAUUCCCGAAAAGGACGCCUCCAAAUAUAAAUACGUCGUGAAGGUGAAGGGUCAGAACAGCGAACCGUGGCUCGUAGUCUUCUGGAACAAAAUGGGCCCAGACGGCAAACUCGAUGGUCACUACGGCCACAGCGCUCUGCGCUUCACCCUCAACCCGGGAGACAUCAAGUACGUCGCCCUAGACGAGAACUCGCAGGGCGCUUUUGGCGCCUAUCCUGGGAACCAACUGCCGAAGAACACCUGGGGUGGAUAUGCGUGCACAUGGGGCGAAUUCGACUUUGGCAGCUCUCCCAACGGCGGCUGGUCUGGCUUUGACGUUUCCGGCAUCCAGGCACAGAUGUCCAAAAUGCCUCUCCAGGGCAUGAAGAUAUGUCAGGUUGGAGGUGUUUGCUCAACUGUAACUUCGAGUGGAAACUUCGAUAAUGCCUAUGCGGCCAAGGAUCAUGCUAUUGGCGGCAUUGGCGGCAAUUUGGCUCCUGGCCCAGUCCGACUGGAGGUCACCAUCGACUACAAGGGAUAA